AGCGCACCAUCUCCGUGUCGGAACAGGAAGUGUCAUCAGGAAGAAAAAACAGGAAAAACAUAACUUUUUUUCUGGAGAAAAUGAGCCGAAUUUAUUACAACACGUCAUUACAAAACAAACCUGUACAUAACGUGAAAACUGACCGCGUGUGGUCUCCGUCCUCAUAUGAGAGUGGCGAUGGUGUUCUUGUCGAAGGAAAACUGGUGGAUGUUUCCAGACAUGCCAUCAGUGAUGUCAGCAGUCAGAAGGCUCGUUUCUAUGUGCUCUACGUCAAACCCAGCCGCAUCCAUUGGCGGAAGUUUGAUGCCAGCGGAAAAGAGAUCGAACCGAAUUUCAGUGACACCAAAAAGGUCAACACCGGUCACCUCAUGUCCUCCUAUAGAGAAUCUGACCGUCUGUCUGAGGAGCAGCUAGCGACAACUGUCAACAAAACAGAGCUGAUUCAGAUGACUGAUGAGUACCGACCAAAUGGGACCAUCGCCUUUUGGUACCCGGAAUCAGAAAUGGACAAAACGGAGCUCGAUGUAGGCCAGGACGUUCGGCUAAAGACUCGGGGAAACGGCCCUUUUAUCUUCACCUUGGCUAAAGUGGACAGAGGCACGGUCACCAAGUGUAACUUUGCUGGAGAUGAAAAUGCUGGAGCAUCGUGGACGGAGAAGGUUCUGGCCAACAAGGCGGAACCAGGCAGCACUCGGCGUCCCGGAGGAGAAGGAGAGGGAGCAGAGGACGAUGAAUGGGAUGACUGAGGAAAGACCAAACUGUCUCUUGGCCCUCUUCCAGUCUCCAGGUUGAACAGCUUGAACUUCAAUUCCUGGCUCUGUCUUUGGAUUGACCUCUACAUUUCACUGCGAUACUCAUUUUCCUGCGUGUGUUGCUUUGGGAC
Thalassophryne amazonica is the source of this 883-nucleotide messenger RNA. RefSeq names its product arpin-like. Gene Ontology annotation, biological process: negative regulation of actin nucleation. The transcript has 6 exons. NCBI's taxonomy places the organism in Eukaryota, Metazoa, Chordata, Actinopteri, Batrachoidiformes, Batrachoididae. Bases 81 to 746 code for a protein of 221 amino acids. The record is from RefSeq and is a predicted model, not a curated record.